AUGGCGUCUUAUAUCCACCCACUCGACCGGCGCCGGUAUAUCCCCUUGACACCCUCCCCAUUGAACCCCAACACAUUUCUCGACAUCGAGCUGGACAUCGAUGAUGCCCAAGAACAAAACGAGCAGCCACAACGCCAACACCACUCACGGCGAGAGAGCAAUAUAAGCUCAAGACGAACUAAAUCUCACCCUGGCGCCAACCCAUCCAGCAAUCGCAACGCCAAGAGCAAUCCACAGACUCUCGCACAACGCUACGCGGCACUAGCCAGCGAGAGUCCAACGCAGCGGCUUCUCCGCCAAAAGGCCGCUGCCGCCUGGCGC
Molecule: messenger RNA, 321 nt
Organism: Dichotomopilus funicola
Lineage: Eukaryota; Fungi; Ascomycota; Sordariomycetes; Sordariales; Chaetomiaceae
Exons: 1
Source: RefSeq, a predicted model, not a curated record